Messenger RNA from Myxocyprinus asiaticus (Chinese sucker), 7485 nucleotides. RefSeq names its product splicing factor, proline- and glutamine-rich-like. Gene Ontology annotation, biological process: regulation of DNA-templated transcription. Lineage: Eukaryota; Metazoa; Chordata; Actinopteri; Cypriniformes; Catostomidae. The record is from RefSeq and is a predicted model, not a curated record. The coding region runs from base 161 to 1951 and encodes 596 amino acids. Gene Ontology annotation, cellular component: nucleus. The transcript is spliced from 10 exons. Gene Ontology annotation, molecular function: RNA binding.
CCAACUGCACGGCCAACGGCCAUUUUACAAAACAGACGUCGACAGUGUAGGUGACAGGCACCUCACGGUAUUAAUCGGUUGUUCUCGAAUAUACUUCGUUUUGAUCUCAUAUAUUACUCUCGAAAUACUUUUUAACGUUUUUCCAGCCAGCUUGUGUGUAAUGAUGUCUCGCGACCGGUCCCACAAUCGCGGAGGAUUCCAGCAUCGAGGCCGCGGAGGAGUCGGGAUGCGCGGCGGAAUGGGAAACAACAACUUUAGAAAUCAAAACCAGCAUCCUUAUCAGAACCGAGGGCCCCAGAUGGGUGGUGGAUUUAAAGCGAAUCCGGGGAACCAGCCGAAUCUCGGGAAACAACCGAAUCCGGGAAACCAACCGAUCCAGGCCUCUACCCCACAGGAAUCCACCCUGAAUAAGCCUGUGAUCCAGUCACCUCCGGCGCAAGGCCCUGGUCUGGCCCAGCAGGGUAACAAUAAAGGCCCGUCGCCACAGCAGACUGCCAGCGCUACUCCGACGAAGAUCCAGUCUCCACUGCCACAAAAUACCGCCACCAUUAAGAACCCAGGCCUCGGUUCCCCACAGAACCAGCCAAAAAAGAUUCAACCCAAAGGUGGAAUGGGAAACGACCAGAAACCGCCUGUCCCUAUAAACGAGCAGACACAGCAACAGACCCCAGAGAACGUGGAAGGCUCUCAGGCGCAGGAAUUUAGGGCAACACUCUCUUUGCUGCGCAAACCUGGAGAGAAGACUUAUACUCAACGUUGCCGUCUGUUUAUUGGCAAUCUGCCUAACGACAUAACUGAAACAGAAUUCAGGAAAUUGUUUGCAAAGUAUGGAGAGCCCAGUGAGAUUUUCAUCAAUCAAAGCAAAGGUUUUGGCUUCAUUCGACUGGAAUCUCGUGCCUUGGCUGAGAUUGCGAAGGCUGAGCUGGAUGAUGUUCCAAUGAAAGGCAGACCACUCAGAGUUCGCUUUGCCACUCACUCUGCUGCACUGUCUGUGCGCAACCUCUCUCCCUAUGUUUCCAAUGAGCUUCUGGAAGAGGCCUUCUCCCAGUUUGGAGUAGUGGAAAGAGCUAUCGUGAUCGUAGAUGACCGCGGGCGCUCAACAGGGAAAGGCAUUGUUGAGUUUUCUUCCAAACCUGCUGCACGGAAGGCCAUUGAUCGUUGUAACGAUGGAGUGUUCCUUCUCACAUCGUCACCCCGGCCAAUUAUUGUUGAAUUGUUAGAGCAGUACGAUAUUGAGGAUGGUUUGCCAGAGAAGCUUGCGCAGAAGAACCCCAAUUAUCAGAAGGAGCGAGAUCAGCCUCCACGGUUUGCCCGUCCUGGCACCUUUGAGUUUGAAUACUCCCAGCGGUGGAAGUCCCUUGAUGAGAUGGAGAAACAGCAGAGGCAGCAAGUGGAAAAGAACAUUUGUGAGGCCCGUGAGAAGCUGGAGUCAGAGAUGGACGAUGCCUAUCAUGAGCAUCAAGCGAACUUGCUCAGACAGGACCUUCUUAGACGUCAAGAGGAACUCCGGCGCAUGGAAGAGUUACAUAGUCAGGAGAUGCAGAAACGUAAAGAGAUGCAGCUCAGGCAAGAAGAGGAACGCCGUAGGAGAGAGGAGGAGAUGAUGCGCCAGAGGGAGAUGGAGGAACAGAUGAGGCGCAAGCGUGAGGAGUCCUACAGAAUGGGGGGCUUCAUGGAUAAUAGGGAAAGGGAGAUGAGAAUGAAUUCUGGUGGAGGCAUGGGUUUGGCAGAAAUGCCUUUUGGGUCACCUGGCCAGAAGUUCCCAUUGUCAGGGAUGAAUUUCGAUUCACAUCAGGGGUUAGGAGGAUCACCAGCUGGGGGCAUGGCGGCCAACGAAAUGCGCAAUGAGCGUUUCCAACAAGGUGGCUCAAGGGGCAUGGGUGCUGGAAACCCAGGAUUUGGCAGGGUCCGUGAGGAAUUUGAUGGACCUGCCAAAAAGCCACGCUUCUGAUCUGGCACUUUAAAAGCAGAGUUUGUAUGUGGAAUUCCAGAAGCUCGGUUCUGGAGUCAGAAUUGAUGUGUUUAAGUUGAAACAAUUUCUUGCAAUUUUAGCCUGAAGACUUAUCCCUUUAUUGGCGAGAUUUUUUUUUUUUUCUUCCCAUUUUUAUUUUGCAUUAUUAGGUUUAAUAGUAAAACAGCUCACAAAGUCAGCACUGGCUUAGUGCUAGCAAUAUGUAAUUCCAUAUCCUAUUACUCUAUAUCUUGUCAUGUUACUUGUGUUAUACUGGUGAAUAUGUAAGUUGUUCUGAUCUUUCAAUGGCUGUGUUCUGUGCCAUUCAAAUUUGAAGUAAUACAUGUAAAUUUUUCAAUAAAGAGUACAGUUGGUUCUCCCAAAUCCCAUUCAGGUGUUUUUGGCACAAUAUUUUAUUUUGCAAAGGGCAUCAAAGCUGGUACUUUUUUCUUCAACUUGAAGGUGCAACCCCUGUAUAUUAGAAAGAAAAGCUCAGCUUUAGGCCUGUUUCACACUGCACGUUCAAGCAGUGCUGCAGCGUAACUGCAACAGCAGGCAUGCAUAGAGCUUUCACACUGUCAGCAUUUCUGCUGCAUAAUAGAGCUGUCUCUACAAUGAAAAAAAAAUAUUUUAUUGGCUUAAUGCCCGUAAUUAUAAAAUUGGCAUUGGGAAUAGGCCAUUGAGAACUAUUAAGAACUUAAAUGUCAUGGAAUUAAGGGAAUCACAUUUGGCACAUCCACAUCACAUCCAAAUGGCAAUUGACUUGAAACCCAAACCCCAAAGUGUAUACAAUAAACUGCUUAAUCAUCUUGGAUUCAGUCAGACUUAAUGAAUAGAAAGUGUUUGUAAUGUGCAUCAGUUCUGAAAUAAGUAUUUUCUUCUCAAACAAUGGGUGAGUAGUUUGCUCUAUUAGCAGCUCUGUUUUUGUUACUCAUCACUGCGCUGCUUUCAUGCGGAGUUUAAAUGCUGUAAUCUGGGACCGAAAUACACUACCCUUGCGUGUGGUGUGAAACAAGUCUAAUCAUUGACAUGAAAUAUUCUGACUGCUUUUAAGAAAAAGGUGGUUUUUAAGGCACUUAUACCAGUUUCCUGUUUUUCAAAUAAGUCAAAUUUAAAUUUAUGGCACUUCAUUUUCAUUUGUUUAUAAUUUAAAGGAUUAGUAUAUCACUUUCAUUAGUAUUUCAAAAGGUAGCGUGGUAUACCGAUACAAACUGAAUACCGCAAUACCAAAAAAUGUUAAACUGUACAAUAUCAUGUUGCUAAUUUCAGUACUGUAUUACAGUAUAGACCAUUUCAAGAAUGUAAACAAAAACAAAUAAAUUAGAACGUUCCAAACGUAUUUCCAGAGCCUUUCAACAAAGUCUCUUUUUCAAGGUAAGUCAGUCCACUUGGCGGCCAUUUUUGGAUCACACGGCAGUGUGGGCAGCUAUUUUUCUAUGUAAACAAGCAUCAUGACAGUGCAGCUCUUAUCUACUUGAAUGGAGAGACCAAAAUCUCCAAAACAGUUGGUCAAGAUUACGAUAAAAGAACAUAUUUCAAAUAUGCAGUAAAAUUGUAUUGGUCCGAGGCACGUGUGGCGCCGGCUUCACUCGAGCUGUAAGCUCUUGUGCAAGAACUUUUGAUUAAUAACUUUAAAUUAUUGUUUUCAUUUGAUUAGUUUUAUGUAUUCAUUUAAUUAAACACCGUUUUGAUGAUAAACGGCAUUUUGACGUUUUAUUAAAACAAAUCAUGGAAUCUAGAAAAAUAAAAAUGUAAACAGAAUUUGUAACUAAGACUUUAUGCCGUUCUUUUAAUCAGGUCAUUUUCAUCAGUAAUCUGAGGCUGUUUAUUUGUUACUCAAGUAUUUAGUAUUGAUACUAAAAUUUUGGUCAAUAGCGGUUAACAACCAUGCAAUUGCGGGGGGGCCCCUGGUUUGACACCAAAACACUAAAGUGGUGACGUGCUGUUCUGUGUUCCCGCGUGGAGAUACUGUUUUCAGUGGUUUACCUGCAUUGUGAAGGCAAAGUUCUGCAGGGACACCCAUUCAGGCAAUUCCAAGCAUUUGAAGCCGCCGCUUAGUUAUACAAAUCUAAAAUGCAACACAGUAUCACAGAAAUGGAGGUAGCAGCAUUUCACCAGAUUUGUAAUGAGGAAUAUUGUAAACUGUGAAAUACAUAUUGACGCUGGAGUGCACCAUCAUUUUUCCAUCAAAAUAAAAGCUCCAGGUGAAGGUAAAGUCAAUACGACAAAUGUUACUAUUGUUUAAAACUAGCCCUCAAAAUAAUACUAAUUCAGCAUCAUAUUAUAAUAAUAAUACUUGACUGGACAAUAAAUAUUCAGCUAGGUUUCAAAAUAUAAGUGAGUGAAGUUGUAAUUUUUGCACACCCUGUUCAAUCACAAACAUGUUUUGUAAAAAUAUAUGUAGGUAAAAAUUGCCUUUUUAUAACUGUAUUGAUGUAUUGGUGCAUACAGAUUAUAUUUAUUAUAAAUUAAAUACCAUUCUUGUGUUUAAGUAAAAAAAAAAAACUAGAUUUUUAAUUAAACAUUUUGAAUCUACUUGGUAAAAAAUGGCUGUGAGUAUAAAUAAAAUGAUUUAAAAUCAAUUGUCAUUUCUGAGCAAAUAAACAAUUAUCAAGACACGUUUCGGAUGUCGUCAACAGCCUGAAAAAUAUUACUAAUUUUUAUAAUCGCCCAGCACCGGAAGCCCCCGGUUGGAGAGUUGAUUGGGAUCUUGGAAAUCGUAACACUGCCCCUGUUUGUGAUAUCGGAGUAACCAUAGUAUUUCACCUAUUGCAUUUAAACACAUUCUUCUCAAAAGGACUUGCUGGAAUUUUAAAAGAAUAUUUUGGCAGUUUGAAACAAAUCUAUAAGUGGAGCCUGGCUUGUAAAACCAUUGAACACAAGCAACUCUUGUGAUUAAAUUUUGAUAUAAUAAAAGGGGUUGGAGGGCUGUUUUUUUACCCCCCAUAAUCCCAUUCUCUUCGAGAUAAAGAUUUUAAAGUAUACAAUUUAUAGAUUUUUUUUUUUUGCUUUUUUUUUUUUUUUUUUUUUUUUUUUUGUCAAUUACUUUUUAAAAGAUAUUCUGAGGAAGAAAUUCAGAACUAUGCAGCAUUUUCUGUUUGACUUAAACACGUGUACGCUGUGACUGCAUUUCAAGUGAUUUUGUAAUUAAGUAUUCAAAUGCAAUGUUUGCAUUCACAUUAACACCAGAGUGUACACAAACUAAUUUGAAAAGUAGACUACAGAGGUUGCAUGGACGCACAGAUAACUGCUCCAAAGCAACGUUUCUUGAAGUCGUACCAAUUUAAUUUCCACCUUAAGCAGAUCGUCAUCCAGUAUCAUAGAUGACUCCUGUUGAAAACUUUUUAAAUAUUGCCUCAGCUACAAUUGGAGGCAGAAAGUGCCAUAAAUGUAUUUAAAUAGUUGUAUUUUGUUAUGUUGACACCUCAUGAAUUCAGUCUUUUUACAUUUGGACCACAGGCAAAACAAUAUCAAUGUGAGCUUUAAUUUAGAUUUUACUACCUGCCUUUUUAGUUACAGAACGAGUAGUCUAUGAACCUUGUGUAUUGGAUUAUGUAAUUUCACACCAUUUUACAUUUGCUAAAAUAUCAAAAUUCCUUUACCUUCCAUGUCUUUAGUCUGUAAGUGAGAUGUGAAUGUAAUAGUUUUGUAAAUGUGUAACCUGUGACAAUGGCUUGAUGACCUUUUUAUUUGGACUUAGGUUGACUGUCAGAUAGGGCUGCACAAUUGAAUAAAUAAUUAAGAAUACACCUACAGCUGCCCAAAUUAUGUUGCGUCAAAAUGUUUUCUUAACAAUGUAACCUGUUCUUCCAGUGUUUGAGCAUUGCAACCACUCACAAGUCUGUUGGUCACUUCUGUGUAUAAUUCAGAGUUUGAGUAACCGUUUUGUUCCUGCUGCUAAGGUGGAUCAUUUAGGCACUGUCUUCAUUUACUAAAAAAAAAAAAACUAUAAAGUAAUUCAGAAACAGUUCUUGACUUAUUUUGAGUGGAUAAACUGUUUGCCAUUUUUAUGUAGGUUACACAUCCAAAACAAGUAUUUUAAUGUAUAUUGUGUUGAUUGAAAUUUGCCAUUUAGAUUAAAAUACUUAAACUGUAUAAAUUAUUUAAAGUACUUACAAUAUCAAGGGAAAAAUUCAACAUUUAUGAUUGUCUUAAUUAUGCAGCCCAGCUUUCCAAAUUAUUUUUGGUUUGUUAUUCCAGCCAAAUUCAUACACAACUUGCAUAGCAGAAAUGUAAUUUCACCAGUAAAAACAAACAAAAAAAAUAAUAAUAAUUUGUAAAUGGUACACACUGUAAACUAUGAAUAAAAACAAUAAAUAGAAUGAACACAGUUCAAAUAAGUAAAUAGUUAUUACUUAUAGUUAUUAUUUUAAAAGAAGCCAAGUUUCAAAUUAACCAGAUUUUUUUCCUUUGUGUUGCAGUCAACACAGUUUUUGUGAAGAAAUAGUUUAAACCUUUUAGUAAAUACAACAUGUGUAUGCAUGCAAACCUUAUAGAAAUAUUUUUUUUCCUCUAUAGUUCAUUAUCAUUUACAUUUGCCAUAUAACACUUUGCUUUAUGCAUAGUUUGGCUUGUGUAUUUUACAGUAUUAUUGGAAUAUGAACUGUCAGUAUACUGGAAAGAAUCAUAAUAGCAUUAUUUUACACAAAAUUAUUGGUAAGGGAUGGUUGAUGUUUUGGUUGAAAAGAUGAACUGGUUGAAAUCAGUCAACUGGUAUUAUUUAAAAAAAAAAAUCAUAGUUGAGCAGAAUACUGCUGUAUGGGUAUUCCUGUCACUUUACAUUCAGAGAGAAAAUUAAGACUAAAUAUUUAUUAUAGGACUUUUUGCUUAUCAUACAAAGUCAUUUUAUUUGGAGUGAGGGGACAGCUAUUACCAAUUGGGUACAUUUUCUUUGUUUACAUUUUCAAACAUUUGUGCCAUUUCACUUUUGAGCGGUAGCCAUAAUGAUGGGUCUGCAUCAAAUUAAAAUGUUUUAGCCUUUAAUUUGAAAGAUAUACGUAGUAUAUUUGAGUUGACCCUUUUUAAAUUCUGAAGUAUAAAAUGCUUGUGCAAUCAGGAUAGUUCUGUCAAGAACGGCACUGAAAGAGGUAAUUUCACAGUUUAGCAUUAGACAGAAACAUUGUGGAAAAAUAUAUCAAUGUCUAUUGUGCUAGUGUUCUAUAAAUUUUUUCCUUAACAGGUUUGUUCGUGACUGUUCCGAAGUAUCUUCGAAUAUGGAUUGUUUCGGAUUGUAGCCAUUUAUCCACCACUUGUCUCAGUCUGUAAGGCAUGCCCAUGGACAACCAUCUGAUGCGUUUUGCAUACAAAAUGACAAGAGCUUUCUCAGAAUGGCAAGCUCUAAUCUAAUAGGCUAACUUUAGAUUCAGGGUGCUCAGAUUUUUAUCAGUCCACAAAGAAAUGUUUAGAAGUUCCCAGGGAGCUUCAAUAAUCACUUCAAAGGAAGGCAAGGCAUGUUUAUUUAUAUAGCACAUUUCACAUAUGGCAGUUCAAAGUGCUUUACUUAAAAGAUGAUGCAUAAAAAAAAAAAAAAAGAA